Rubroshorea leprosula is the source of this 1480-nucleotide messenger RNA. NCBI's taxonomy places the organism in Eukaryota, Viridiplantae, Streptophyta, Magnoliopsida, Malvales, Dipterocarpaceae. The record is from the annotation of a GenBank genome assembly.
CUCCGUUCCAAAAGUCCAAACACGCACAAAGAAAACCACGCGAACAUUCACAGAAGCUGAGGAGGAGGAGCUCUGUGAAUUGCAAUGGCGUCUAUUUUGUAGAUCUCGAAACCCUAUCUUUUUUCUCUGCGUUUUAAAGAUUCUUGAUAUUCUUCUCAAGAUUCUUCUUCGUUUCUCUCAAGAACGAGCUAGCCACUGAAUUUUUGGUUCUCUUUAAACCAGUUCUCGCUGGUUUCUGUGCUGAUUUGGCCGGCAUUUUGCGUUCUGGUUUGUUACGGAUCGAGUCUCCGGUGGUUCUGUGGUCUCGGAGGAGUCAUCUAGGGUUUGUGAUUUUGGUUUAGUAGAUAAGGAAGAUGGAGGAGUCUAUUUAGUGAAGGAAGAGAGGUGAGAAAGUGAAAUGGAAGAUAGAGGAGAAUCGUUCGUCGCUGUUCGGAGAAUUUCUCACAGUCUCGAGCGAGGCAACGCCUGCCAUUCAACCUCUGCUGAGGUUGUGGCAGGAUCAGCAGCCUGGUUGGGCCGAGGCCUUUCUUGUGUUUGCGCACAGAGAAGAGAGAGUGAUGACCGUCCUUCAUUUGAUUUAACCCUUGCCCAGGAAGAAUGCUUGCAGAGGCUCCAGAACCGUAUAGAUAUUGCAUAUGAUAGUUCAAUUGCUGAGCACCGGGAUGCUUUGAGGGCUUUAUGGAGUGCUGCAUUUCCUGAAGAUGAACUUUGUGGUUUAAUAUCUGAACAGUGGAAGGAAAUGGGUUGGCAGGGGAAAGAUCCAUCAACAGAUUUUAGGGGAGGUGGUUUUAUAUCAUUGGAGAACUUAUUGUUUUUUGCUAGGAAUUUUCCGAAAUCUUUCCAGGAUCUCCUUCAAAAGAGAGAAGGGGAUAGAUCUGCAUGGGAGUACCCCUUUGCUGUUGCUGGCGUUAACAUCACAUUCAUGCUCAUUCAAAUGCUUGAUCUUGAAGCAGUUAAACCCCGCGCAAUUGUUGGAGCAACUUUCUUGAAGUUUCUUGCAGAAAAUGAGUCAGCAUUUGACCUUCUGUACUGCAUAACAUUCAAGCUCAUGGAUCAGCAGUGGCUUUCUAUGCGAGCAUCUUACAUGGAUUUCAAUACAGUGAUGAAGGCCACACGACGUCAACUGGAAAGGGAACUUCUAAUAGAAGAUAUAAUCCGGUUGGAAGAGUUACCCUCAUAUGGCCUUCUUUCUCGAUAGUGUUGCAGCUCUGAAGAGUUAUAGGUGGCUUGUAAUGGAUGGAAGAAUGCUGUAAAUUGGGGACAUCUAUUUUGCUUGCCAUCUCCUUGUUUGCCAUCUCCUUGUUUGCAGCUAGAUCAUGUACAUGUGAAAGCUUAUUUUAAAGGCCGUUUGCCAGCCUUCCAUCUGAUUGUUUAGGAGAAAAAGAUUUCUGAUCGAUAUCGGCAUUCUGUCCAAAUAUGAACAGGCAGAGAAUUGUUGAGGAGUCUGUAAUGUUGAGGAGAAUAGCAGUAACUGAUUCCU